Molecule: messenger RNA, 723 nt
Organism: Emiliania huxleyi CCMP1516
Lineage: Eukaryota; Haptophyta; Isochrysidales; Noelaerhabdaceae
Exons: 2
Biological process (GO): protein peptidyl-prolyl isomerization; protein folding
Molecular function (GO): peptidyl-prolyl cis-trans isomerase activity
Source: RefSeq, a predicted model, not a curated record
AUGGCGGCCGUGUCGCGGGGCGACGCCGAGGCGGCCCUGCGCGGGGUGUCGGCGCGGGCGGUGCCGGCGCCGGCCAAGACGCCAGCCCGAGUCGCGCCGGCAAAGCCGACCGGGACCGCCAAGGCCUCUCCAGCGGCACCAGCGAUUGCGAUUGGCGGCGGCGGCGGCGGCGGCGGCGGCGCUGCUCUCGACUCGACUCGCGCUCCGGCGGCGGCUGCCGACGCCGCCGCCUCCCGCGAGCACGCCUACCUCGAGCUGAGCGUCGGCGGCGAGGCUCGGGGCAGACUCGUGGCGGAGCUCUUUGGCGACCUCGUGCCGCGCACGGCGGCCAACUUUGCGGCCCUCUGCGCCGGCGCGAGCGUGGCGGGGCGGAGGCUCAGCUACGAGGGUUGCGCCUUCCACAGGCUGGUGCGUGGCUUUGUGCUCCAAGGCGGCGAUGUCAUCAGCGGCGAUGGCUCCGGCGCCGCCUGCAUCCACGACGACCGCCGGCUCGACCUGCCGCACUCGCGGCCGGGGCUGCUCUCGAUGGCGAACAUGGGCCGCGACUCCAACGGCUGCCAGUUCUUUGUCACGCUGCAGCCGGCACCGCAGCUCGACGGCAAGCACGUCGUGUUUGGCCGCCUCGUCGCGGGGAUGGCGCUGCUGCGGCAGCUCGAGGAGAUGCCCACCGACGCCACCGAGCGGCCCGCCACCCCGAUCGUCAUCACGCGGUGCGGCGCGCUC